Molecule: messenger RNA, 3101 nt
Organism: Rhododendron vialii
Lineage: Eukaryota; Viridiplantae; Streptophyta; Magnoliopsida; Ericales; Ericaceae
Product: G-type lectin S-receptor-like serine/threonine-protein kinase At2g19130
Exons: 1
Coding region: 142-2604 (820 amino acids)
Biological process (GO): recognition of pollen; protein phosphorylation
Molecular function (GO): ATP binding; protein serine/threonine kinase activity
Source: RefSeq, a predicted model, not a curated record
GAUGUUAAAUUCAAAGUAUGAGAUGACAUGAGCUGUGUUGCAUGACCCUUUUUGAGACCAAAAAACCCUUUUCUUCUUCCUAGUGAUCUGAACAGAAUCCAAUCUCUCUCUCUCUCUCUGCACAAAAUUCAGGGCAGAGAUAUGGGUGUCAGGACCAACUCAUAUUUCAUCUUUUCACUACUCUUCCUGUUCUUCACUUUCAACCUCCCCAUCUCCCUUGGAUCCGACACCAUCUCUGCAAACCAAUCUCUCUCCGGGGACCAAACCAUUGUCUCCUCAAAUGGGAUCUUCAAAUUGGGUUUCUACCAAACAGGUAACUCCUCCAACUACUACAUAAGCAUUGUGUACAAUCAAGUUUCUCUUCAAACGAUUGCUUGGGUUGCAAAUAGGGAUACACCCAUCUCAGAUAAGUACUCAUCAGUGUUGAAAAUCAUGGAUGGCAACCUAGUUCUUCUCGACGAGUCACAGAUACCCAUUUGGUCCACAAAUCAGAACUCCGCCGCUUCAAGUUCUGUGGUGGCUGUUCUUGGGGAUGAUGGUAAUUUGGUUGUCAAAGAUGGGUUUAAUUCAACCCAACCCAUUUGGCAAAGUUUUGAUUUUCCUACUAAUACUUGGUUGCCUGGGGGUAAAAUUGCAUAUAAUAAGAGAACUAGGACUCAUCAGUAUCUAACUUCUUGGAAAAAUUCGGAAGACCCAUCUCAAGGUCUGUUUUCUUUGAGUUUAAAAGCAGAUACCAAGGAGUAUGUGAUAUUGUGGAACGGGUCUGAACAGUAUUGGAGCAGUGGCUCUUGGAAUGGGCAGAUUUUCAGUUGGGUCCCAGAGAUGAGGCUCAAUUAUAAUUACAAUUUCAGCUACGUUGAUAAUGAGAAUGAGAGUUAUUUUACGUAUUCGAUGUACGAUCCUAAGAUUAUAUCACGAUUUGUUAUGGAAGUUUCGGGGCAAAUCACGCAACAGAUUUGGUUGGAAACCACCGGGCUAUGGAACUUGUUUUGGUCUCAGCCGAGGGAGCAGUGCGAGGUUUACGCGUUUUGUGGGGCAUUUGGGGCUUGCAAUCAGAUUACACUGCCCUUCUGUAAUUGUUUGAAAGGGUUUAGUCCGGUUGGUGAUUGGAAUUUGAGAGAUUAUUCUGGUGGGUGUGCGAGGACAAAUAAGUUGCAGUGUGGGAAUACAAGUGUUGCUAAUCAGGAGUCGACAGAUAAGUUUCAUGAGUAUCCCAACGUGAGAUUGCCUGAUAAUUCACUGUCUGUUGCUUCUAGUAGCGCUGCCGAAUGUGCAUCUUCCUGCUUGAAUAACUGCUCUUGCACUGCUUAUUCCUAUUAUAGUAACGGGUGUUCGAUUUGGAUUGGGGAACUUGUGAAUCUGCAACUCUCACCAAAUGAUGGUACUGGAAGAACUCUUUAUCUCAGACUUGCUGCUUCUGAGUUUUCGAAGGGUAAAGAAAACAAGGGGAUCAUUAUUGGUGCUGUUGCGGGUUCAGUUGCUGUAGUACUACUUUUAGGCCUAGUGUUUAUUAUAAUCUGGAAGCGGCAAAGGAGGUUCGUUGGAAAAACAAAAGUGGAGGGCUCAUUGGUUGCAUUCGGAUACAGAGAUUUGCAAAUUGCUACGAAAAAUUUCUCAGAAAAAUUGGGGGGAGGAGGUUUCGGUUCUGUGUUCAAAGGGACAUUGCCCGAUUCAACUAUAAUCGCGGUGAAGAAGCUGGAAAGCAUAAGCCAGGGAGAAAAGCAGUUCCGAACGGAGGUUAGCACGAUCGGAACCAUUCAACACGUCAACCUCGUUCGGCUUCGGGGGUUCUGCUCCGACGGUAACCAGAAGUUGUUGGUGUAUGAUUACAUGCCGAACGGGUCCUUGGAUUCCCAUCUUUUCCAUGAAAGGGAGGGGCAAGUCUUGGACUGGAAAACGAGGUACGAGAUCGCUCUGGGAACGGCCAGAGGGUUGACUUAUCUCCACGAGAAGUGCAGGGACUGUAUUAUUCACUGUGAUAUAAAGCCGGAGAACAUUCUACUAGACGGCGAGUUCUGCCCAAAAGUGGCCGAUUUUGGCCUAGCAAAGGUCAUUGGCCGAGAAUUCAGCAAGGUUCUGACAACCAUGAGAGGGACAAGAGGCUAUCUUGCACCAGAAUGGAUAUCAGGAGUUGCCAUAUCAGUCAAAGCUGACGUUUACAGUUAUGGAAUGUUGCUUUUUGAAUUCGUAUCCGGAAGGAGGAAUUCGGAGCAAUCUGAUCAAGAUGGGAAGUUUAAGUUUUUCCCGACUUGGGCUGCAAGUGUCGUAGUAGAAGGGGGUGACCUGUUUGGCCUAUUAGACCAUAGAUUGGAAAAGAAUGCUGACGAGGAGGGGCUAAGGCGAAUGGCUCGAGUGGCUUGUUGGUGCAUCCAAGAUAAUGAGAACCACAGGCCAACAAUGGGUCAGGUGGUACAGAUACUUGAAGGGGUUGUAGAAGUGAACCCGCCUCGGGUUCCUCGGUCACUUCAAGCGUUUGUCGAGAACCACGAGCAUAUAGUUUUCUUCACCGAUUCGUCUUCUGGACAGAAUUCACAGCCACAGAGCGCUCAUUCAACUGCUUCCACUCGGGCCAGUAGCACUUCUUCCACAACGGUUUCCAAUUAAGUCAGGUCUGAAGAUCAUGAAGAAAUUAGUGAUUUGCUGAGUACUUCUCUAUGCAGUUAACUAUAAAGUAGUUCCUGCAGUUUUUUGUUGUCUUGUUUUUGUAUGUAAUGCAAAGCCUUAAUCCAAAGGGUGUGGCCUCUUUUGUUACUACCUUAAUCUCAAAAUGUUUAUUUGAUCCGCAAAACGAGGAUUCAAAAAUAAUGCAUCUCUUUUAAUAAAAAAUUCAAUUUUUUUUUCAUAAAUUACACUGAACUCAUUGAUAUCUAAUGAAUUGUUGAAAAAUUUUGAAUUUUUCUUGUAAAAAUUGUGUUAUUUUUAUAUCAUCGUUUUGUGAAACCAGACAAACACUAUGGGAUGGAGAGAGUAAUAUUUAGACUCCGCCACAUGUAUUUCUAGUGGUUAGGCACCUGUGUUGCAUGUGGUUUUUGUUUCCGCUUCUAAUUUAUUUUAACUUAUAUAAGAGUACAAUAAUCCUCUCUAUUAUAUCUUGUCGAAAA